This is a messenger RNA of Carlito syrichta (Philippine tarsier), 483 nucleotides long. It is a transcript of the gene AKT1S1, whose product is annotated as AKT1 substrate 1. Bases 1 to 483 code for a protein of 160 amino acids. The transcript is spliced from 5 exons. Gene Ontology annotation, biological process: negative regulation of TOR signaling; negative regulation of protein kinase activity; neurotrophin TRK receptor signaling pathway. The record is from RefSeq and is a predicted model, not a curated record. NCBI's taxonomy places the organism in Eukaryota, Metazoa, Chordata, Mammalia, Primates, Tarsiidae. Gene Ontology annotation, cellular component: cytoplasm.
AUGUCUUUUGAGGGCGGCCACGGCGCCGGGCCGGCCAUGCUGGCUACGGGCACACCCACGGGGACCUUUGCCUUGGCCGUGGACCGUGUCCACGGGGUCGGGGGGCUCUUUGUGAUGGAUGAGGACGCCACCCUCCAAGACCUGCCCCCCUUCUGCGAGUCGGACCCCGAGAGCACAGACGACGGCAGCCUGAGCGAGGAGACCCCCACUGGCCCCGCAGCCUACGCGGUGCCCCCAGCCUCGGCCCUCCCCACACAGCAGUAUGCCAAGUCCCUGCCCGUGUCCGUGCCAGUCUGGGCCUUCAAGGAGAAGAGGACAGAGGCGCGGUCGUCGGAUGAGGAGAAUGGGCCGGCCGGGAUCGACCAGCCUCUGCCAAUCCUCGCCGCCCUUUCGGCCGUGGCCUCCCGCGCCGGGGAGCGGGAUCUGUCCGGGCUCCCGAUUGGGUCUGUCGUCGUCUUCCGCCUAGCGACAGACUUUCUAUGA